Moneuplotes crassus is the source of this 4076-nucleotide messenger RNA. NCBI's taxonomy places the organism in Eukaryota, Ciliophora, Spirotrichea, Euplotida, Euplotidae. The record is from the annotation of a GenBank genome assembly.
UUUAAUUUAAGUACCAAUAAAAAUAAGAAUGGGGACUCAACACAGUACAAAACUCGGCCAAAAACAAGCCUCCCUCACCAAAGGGGACUUCAAAGUGAAGAUCUACCUCGAUCUUCCUACCUUCAUUACAAAAAUUAGAGUCACUGGAAACGAACAGGAAAGAGACUUUAGCAGUCUUGACCCGCCACAGGACAGAAGAAAGAGCCAUCUCGAAGAAAGUAUAAAACUUGUUGACGAUGAGGAUAUGAACGAAGCCUUGUUGGACUCCACACUUGAAGAUGUCGAAAGAGUGGCAGAUGGCAUUAUGCAGGAUUUAGACAAGAAGGCUGAUUAUUUUGAAAUAUCCAUGAAUAGUAAAGAGAAAUCAGAAGAUUUGUUGAAUAAAGUGCAGAAAUAUGUAUAUAUGCUAGAGUUGUACCAAAUUAGGAGAUAUCAUCAAAAUUCGAAAUUCAGCAGUGGGAGUGAUAGUGAUGAAGAACCUCCUGAGCCAUCUAAGUUUGAUAAGAUAAACUCUGAGUUUAGCUCAGUCGUUGAUGGUAGUCUGGGAAAUUCAGAGGAGAUUACUAUCCGGAAAAUUAUAGAAGGAUCUUCUUACAAGAAUUUUUCAAAGCUUCAUUGUAAAGUUAUUGGUCUAAAAACUUGCCAAUCAAUGGACGGAGUCGAUUUCCUUUUGAAUAAAAGAGAUGUGAAAGUCAAGUAUUUAAAUGAUGGUGACGAACUGGAAAUACUAUGGCUAGAUCUAGAUAACAAGGCUACAAAGAGAAGCUUCACCCACAAUUACAAUCGGUGUGAAAUAAUAAAAACAAUUGGGAAAGGUGGAUUCUCAUUAGUAUACUUGAUCAGAAAUUACAAAAUCACCAAGAAAAAUCGAGUUGGAUUUGGUCGUGGAAGAAUUCUGAAGAAAGAGGACAGUGAGAAAUAUGCUGAUCCUGACUUCAACAAGUUUAGUACUGCUAUUGAGGCGACUCCUUUUGCAAAGAGCCAGAACAGUUAUACUUUUAACCAGAAUUCUACGGAUAUUUAUGCAUUAAAGUCUAUGAGUAAGGCAAUGAUCUCUCAAUUCAAGCAAGCUGAUCAUGUAAUGAAUGAAAAAGAGAUAAUGAACUCGCUUGAUCAUCCCUUCAUUAUUAAGAUGCAUUACUCUUUCUCAACCAAAAAUUACCUGAACUUGGUCCUAGAUUAUUGACCAGGCGGUGAACUCUUUUUCCAUAUUUCGAAACAAAAGAGGUUUACAGAAGCAGUGGCUCGCUUUUACAUUGCAGAAGUUAUACUAGCUAUUGAGCAUCUUCAUGACAACAAUAUAAUUUAUAGAGACUUAAAGCCUGAAAAUGUGCUGAUAGACUACGAUGGGCAUAUAAAGCUCACAGAUUUCGGGCUCUCUGAGAUGAACUUUACUAAAGACUCUACUUCAAACAUUUUCUGUGGAAGUCCAGAGUACAUGGCUCCUGAGAUGAUCCUAAAAUAUGAUUACACGAGGAUGAUUGAUAUAUUCGCUAUUGGAGUCUUGCUAUAUGAGAUGAUCGCUGGAAUUCCAACCUUUUUCUCUCAAAAGAGGAGUGACUUGUUCUACAACAUUGUUAAUAACCAGCCCAAGUUCUCCAAACAUUUUUCAUCGAAGGCAAAGGAUUUUAUACGCAAAUUACUCAGAAAGGACUAUAUUCAGAGGUUAGGCUACCAGAAUGGAAUGAGUGAUGUUAAGAGCCAUCCUUUCUUUGAUGGGUUUGACUGGGAUAAAUUAUACAAUAAGGUGUAUACACCUCCUUAUCAGCCAUCCGCCAGGGAGAUAUACUUCUCUAGUGAAUUCACUUCGAUCCCGGUCGAGUUGAACUUUGAGGAGGAAGUUCUACAUAAGAGAUCCAGGAUGAGUGAAGUUGAGAAGAAAAAUGUACCUAUCCAAUCUUUAUUAAACAAAGAAGCCUCUACCUUUGGAGAGUAUGUUGCACCUGUAGUUGACGACUUUUCAGACGACUUAUCAGAGCCUCCAGCUCCAAAAAGAAAAUCUUCAGAACCCCCUUCAUGUAAAAAUUUUAAUACUCGGAUGGUAGUCGAGAAAAGAGAUAAAAAGCAAGCGGAGAAAAAACCUUUGAAAUCUGAGCAAGAAUCAAUGAAUGAUAAAACUCCUACAAAUAAUCAAAGAAAGAUAUCUGCAUUUGGAGAUUAUGUGCUGCAUAAUAAUAACACUUCAGGCAUUAAAAAUCUAGAGCAAAUUGGCCCUAAUGAAAAAGCGCCCACAGUGACUAGUAUCAAACUUAAGAAGCCAGGAGAGACAACUCCAGAAACUUCAGAGAGUCCACAGACGGAGGAACAAACUGCAAAGUUUGGUAGCUCCAUGAAGAAAAAGCUCAAGAGCUUUCCGACACAAAACUUCAAUAUCACCAAUAAUCAGGCUCAAAAAUGUGUAGAAAAGUAUGACAUAAAGAGCUAUAAAAGAUCAGAAUCAGUAAUGAACUUAAAACUCGAUCAUUUGAUGACCAACAACAUCGUAUCUGAAAGACAUCGUAUUGAUCCACGAGAAUUGGAUAGCCCAAGAGACAAGUCUAGUGAAGAGACAUCUGAAGAAUUUGACCUUUCAUGAUCUGAAGAGGAUGAAGAGGAAGAGCAAAAGCAAUCAAAAGGAUAUACCAGAAUUGAGACUAUUCAAGAGCUUGAACGUGAAGACACGCUUGGCUACCUUGACUCUAAUCCAAAGAAGAACUUUCUGUUUAGUACUAAUUCUGAAAUUGCAGAUUUUAGUAUUGAUGAAAAUGAUGGGUUCGUUCAGCGAAUUCCAAGCUAUCCAAUCAGGAAAAGUAUUGUUACAGGGAAAUCUCCAAUAAUGACUGGCUGAGGGAAGCCUCUCCUUAUGAGAGAUAAGUCAAAGACUGGUCCUGUAAAUUACUCUAGUAGGGCUAAAUGAGAACCCCAGAAUACUUCCAAUAUAGAGUUUGACUAUAAAGAGAUAGGAGAUGAUGAACUUCUCUAUCUUUUUAACGAAACUACAACUGAGGGGAACGAAGAAGGGAACAUGAAGAGUAUUGCUAAUGCUAUUAAAAGAUCAUCAGUCAAGAUGUGAACUCCUAAAUCUUUGAACGAAAAUAUAUUUUACCCUCGGCCGAUAGAACCUUUAAAAAUUACUAAAAACACUGCUUCCAAAGGUUUAAAAAGCCAGCUCCCUCUUCACUUGGCUAAAGAGAUCUCUGAUGCUAACCAAGAUGUGAAUUUUGAAAGCUUUAUAGAAUUUAAUGGCACAGUAGAUAAUUCAGUCUCUGAAGAACUAAAAGUUACUGACAAAGUUCCUCAGAGUCCUCAAAAGAAGUCUGAAAACCCUUUUCUAAGCUGUGACAUUGAAAAUCUUGAAGACAGCAAAUCAACUGUAAAGAAAUCAGGUAUGAGUAUCAAUGAAGAAGAAAAACACCUCAGAACAGAGUUCGAGAAACAUUGAAACCACAGGCUCGACUUAUCCCUAAAUGACUCUAUUACGCCUCCUGAAGGAGCGUCCAAGGUAAAUACACAGUCAACGCCACAGAACUAUUUCAGACGAAUUCAUACCUGCUCGAAGGUUGGCGCUUCAAAUGAAGAAGAUAACUUAGACAAUUCUCUGCAAGUGAGUAAUCAGCUGAGAACCAAUUCUCUGAAGGGAUUCCUAACUUCAGAGCACAACGCUCCUUACAGAAAUCAUUUUGAAGGUCUGAAGAAUCCGUUCAGUGAUGCUCCAAAUAGCACUAGGCUGAGAAGCUGCUGUUCCAAGAAAGCUCCAGCCAGUGGAGUACAAUCAGCUAUGCCUCUGGGUGUAAGUCGCUUCAAGGGCAGUAAAAUGCAUCCUAGUUGAAAAAGACAGUCUGAUAAUAUCAUUAGUAAGAAAACUAGGAUUAAGUUCAAAGUAUCCCAAGAAACAGUUAAAAUGCAACGUAAUAAUGAGAUAAGCACUCAAAAAUUUGAUAUUAGUGGACGUCAGAGCUGGACUGAGACAUACCGUUCUGAAAGGUCCCAUAAAAGUAGCACACACUGUAAAAGGCCAUCAAAGGGCAAAGAUAUGCAUUACUAUACAGAGAAAUUCAUCAAAAAUAUCCUAGGAAGCAAGAAAGAUGAUUAAACAC